Messenger RNA from Mangifera indica (mango), 1971 nucleotides. Its product is annotated as sphingosine kinase 2-like. The record is from RefSeq and is a predicted model, not a curated record. Bases 237 to 1730 code for a protein of 497 amino acids. Gene Ontology annotation, biological process: sphingosine biosynthetic process. NCBI's taxonomy places the organism in Eukaryota, Viridiplantae, Streptophyta, Magnoliopsida, Sapindales, Anacardiaceae. Gene Ontology annotation, cellular component: cytoplasm; membrane; intracellular membrane-bounded organelle. Gene Ontology annotation, molecular function: kinase activity. The transcript has 10 exons.
CCUAAGGGAUAAGUAGCUAUGACUGUACAACACUUGGAAUAGUGUUGUCAACAAAAAUAAAUCAAUUUUUUAUAUUGGAUAAGUUCGAAAAUUAUUUUAAACGAAAAUUUCAGCAGAAUUCAUUACCAAACCUGCCACCCUCCUUUGGCGUACGUUACAAAGCCAAUUGAGUGAAUUUUAAGAAACCAACUAAAAUAAAAUAAAGAUAUAUCCCACACUCAACUUCCGUUCACCGGAUGGAUCAAGACCAACUCUCCGACCAUGUUCUUAUCAACGGCACGGUUGUUCCUGUCACAUUGACGACUGACGGAAAGCUCCUGUGGGCGGACGGACUUCUGCGGAUUUUGAAUUUGGAGAAGGAGGUGCUCGGUUUCGCCGUCGACGGUAAUAAGAUUAAAAUCAGAGCUGUUAUAGAGAAAGAAGAUGGAAUCUUCUGCGGCGGGAGCAUCGGUGAUUUGGUCAGGAAAGAUUUUGUUUUCCAACCUCUGUCGCAAGAGUCUCAAAGACUUUGGUGCCAGAAACUCCGUGAAUAUCUUGAUUCUCUCGGACGGCCGAAGAGGCUGUUUAUUUUUAUGAAUCCGUUUGGAGGGAAUAAAAAUGCAUCAAAGAUUUUUCUGGAUAGUGUGAAGCCACUCUUGGAGGAUGCUGAUAUCCAGUUCACCUUGGAAGAGACUACACGGCAACUUUACGCGAAGGAUGUAACUAAGAGAAUGGAUCUUUCCAAGUAUGAUGGUAUAGUUUGCGUUAGUGGUGAUGGAGUUCUUGCUGAGGUGGUAAAUGGACUACUUGAGAGAGAGGAUUGGAGUGCUGCAAUAAAAAUGCCCCUUGGAGUGAUUCCUGCAGGUACUGGAAAUGGCAUGGUCAAAUCUCUAUUAGAUUCAGUUGGUGAACCCUGUAAAGCACCUAAUGCCACUGUAGCUAUUAUUCGAGGCCAUAAGUGUUCACUGGAUGUAGCUACUAUCUUGCAAGGGGAGACCAAAUUUUAUAUUGUCUUGAUGCUUGCAUGGGGUUUGGUGGCAGAUAUAGACAUUGAGUCUGAGAAAUAUAGAUGGAUGGGAAGUGCUCGUCUUGCUUUUUACGCUCUUCAGAGAACAUUGCAUUUGAGGCAAUAUAAUGGACGUGUUUCUUUUGUGCCAGCUCCUGGUUUUGAAGAUUAUGGGGUACCAACUAGUUACAGUGGUGAAUCAAUUAAUGGAAUGAAUGUCGGCAGCUCUUCCCAAGAGCAACCCAUUAAAGCUAGACAGUAUGGCUACCAAGGACCUGAUGUUAGUUUAGAGGAUCUAGGUUGGAGGACAAUUAAUGGACCAUUUAUUUCAGUUUGGCUUCACAAUGUACCAUGGGGAGGUGAAGAUACACUGGCUGCUCCUGAUGCAAAGUUCUCGGACGGUUAUUUGGACCUGAUUCUUAUAAGGGAUUGCCCAAAGCUCGAUUUACUAAAAUUAAUGACACAAAUGAGCAAUGGAGGUCAUAUAAGAUCAAAAUAUGUUCAGUACCUCAAGGUUAAAGCAUUCAUCUUAGAGCCAGGUACAUGCACACAUGAUCCAACUAAAGAAGGAAUUAUAGACGCAGACGGUGAGGUACUAGCUAGAGGAAAAGGAACAUACUUGUGUCACCAGAAGACACUGAUGGCAUAUGAUAAACUACAAAUUACAAUGGAUCAAGGUUUAGCUACUUUAUUUUCCCCUUACUUUAACAUGGACAUUAACCACCGAGAAAUAUUCUUGGAGUGAUAAUUUAAUUUUGACUGUACAUAUUAGGGAGGACAAAUAAGGGAAUUGAAAAAAAAAAAUAAUAAUAAUAAUAACCUCUUGAUGGCUAUGUCGGCUUUGCAAUUGUAAGUUCUCUCUUUGGCAAUGUGCAGUUCAUCUUUACUUCAUUCUCUGAUAACUAUGAUUAUUCAAGCUCUGUUUUUGGUGUGAUAUUAAGUUAUAUGAAGUGUUUCGUAAUACAAUUUCAGUAAAGCUUUGCCUA